Molecule: messenger RNA, 4458 nt
Organism: Cebus imitator (Panamanian white-faced capuchin)
Lineage: Eukaryota; Metazoa; Chordata; Mammalia; Primates; Cebidae
Gene: NEURL1
Product: neuralized E3 ubiquitin protein ligase 1
Exons: 6
Coding region: 601-2325 (574 amino acids)
Biological process (GO): negative regulation of Notch signaling pathway; nervous system development
Cellular component (GO): plasma membrane; postsynaptic density
Molecular function (GO): ubiquitin protein ligase activity
Source: RefSeq, a predicted model, not a curated record
CGCCGGUAGCGGGAGGGACCCGGCGCGGGCGGGAGCGCGGCGGUCGGGGGACACCAGCCGUGGUGGGAGCGCCCAGCACGCCCCGCGCUCCGCCGAGCCCCGCUCCAUGCACACCCGCGGGCGGGAGGGCGCCACGCACGUCGCCGCCGCGGCCGUCCCUGCGGGGCGGUGACAGAGCUUGCCUCGGAGACGCCGAGAGCCCGCGCCGGGGGCCCUGACUCUAUGGCCCGGGGGGAGCGCGCCGGAGCCGCCGCGCCGCCCACCCUCAGCCGGAACCCGAGCGCCCCCGGGAGGAAGCCGGGAGCUCCGGGUGCCCCUGGCCCCGGCCCAGGGGCCUGCCAGUGGCCCCCGCUCCCGCCGCUGGGCAUGGGAGGCAGGUAGCCCGCUCGCGCCAGGGCACCCACAGCGGGCGGGACCCGCCAAGGACCGCGAAGUCCCGAAGAGGAAGCAGAGGAGCGGCCUUCCCGCCCCCGGCCGCAGCCCCAGCAGGGCCCUCCCCCGGCGGCGCGCACCGGCGCGCGCACACUCGCACACCGCACCUCCGCUCCGGCCCGGCCUCGCCCCCACCUGCGAGCGCCGAACCCCCUGGGGCCGGAUGCCAUGGGUAACAACUUCUCCAGUAUCCCCUCGCUGCCCCGAGGAAACCCGAGCCGCGCGCCGCGGGGCCACCCCCAGAACCUCAAAGACUCCAUCGGAGGCCCCUUCCCUGUCACCUCUCACCGAUGCCACCACAAGCAGAAGCACUGCCCACCGGUGCUGCCAGGUGGGGGGCUCCCAGCCACACCGCUGCUCUUCCACCCACACACCAAGGGCUCCCAGAUUGUUAUGGACCUCAGCCACAAGGCCGUCAAGAGGCAGGCCAGCUUCUGCAACGCCAUCACCUUCAGCAACCGCCCAGUCCUCAUCUACGAGCAAGUCAGGCUGAAGAUCACCAAGAAGCAGUGCUGCUGGAGUGGGGCGCUGCGGCUGGGCUUCACCAGCAAGGACCCGUCCCGCAUCCACCCUGACUCGCUGCCCAAGUACGCCUGCCCCGACCUGGUGUCCCAGAGUGGCUUCUGGGCCAAGGCACUACCCGAGGAGUUUGCCGAUGAGGGCAACAUCAUCGCGUUCUGGGUGGACAAGAAGGGCCGCGUCUUCCACCGCAUCAACGACUCAGCUGUCAUGCUGUUCUUCAGCGGGGUCCGCACGGCCGACCCGCUCUGGGCCCUGGUAGAUGUCUACGGCCUCACGCGGGGCGUCCAGCUGCUUGACAGCGAGCUGGUGCUCCCGGACUGCCUGCGGCCGCGCUCCUUCACCGCCCUGCGGCGGCCGUCGUUGCGGCGCGAGGCGGACGACGCGCGCCUUUCGGUGAGCCUGUGCGACCUCAACGUGCCGGUCGCCGACGGCGACGAGGCCGCGCCUGCCGCCGGCUGUCCCAUCCCGCAGAACUCGCUCAACUCGCAGCACAGCCGCGCACUACCCGCGCAGCUCGACGGCGACCUGCGCCUCCACGCCCUGCGCGCCGGCGCGCACGUCCGCAUCCUCGACGAGCAGACGGUGGCGCGCGUGGAGCACGGGCGCGACGAGCGCGCGCUCGUCUUCACCAGCCGGCCCGUGCGCGUGGCCGAGACCAUCUUCGUCAAGGUCACGCGCUCGGGCGGCGCGCGGCCCGGCGCGCUGUCGUUCGGCGUCACCACGUGCGACCCCGGCACGCUGCGGCCGGCGGACCUGCCCUUCAGCCCCGAGGCCCUGGUGGACCGCAAGGAGUUCUGGGCCGUGUGCCGCGUGCCCGGGCCCCUGCACAGCGGCGACAUCCUGGGCCUGGUGGUCAACGCCGACGGCGAGCUGCACCUCAGCCACAACGGCUUGGCCGCCGGCAUGCAGCUGUGCGUGGACGCCUCGCAGCCGCUCUGGAUGCUCUUUGGCCUGCACGGGGCCAUCACGCAGAUCCGCAUCCUCGGCUCCACCAUCCUGGCAGAGCGGGGUAUCCCAUCACUCCCCUGCUCCCCCGCCUCCACGCCAACCUCGCCCAGUGCCCUGGGCAGCCGCCUCUCUGACCCCUUGCUCAGCACGUGCAGCUCUGGCCCUCUGGGUAGCUCUGCUGGUGGGACAGCCCCCAACUCACCAGUGAGCCUGCCUGAGUCACCAGUGACCCCAGGUCUGGGCCAGUGGAGCGAUGAGUGCACCAUUUGCUAUGAACACGCGGUGGACACGGUCAUCUACACAUGUGGCCACAUGUGCCUCUGCUAUACCUGUGGCCUGCGCCUCAAGAAGGCUCUGCACGCCUGCUGCCCCAUCUGCCGCCGCCCCAUCAAGGACAUCAUCAAGACCUACCGCAGCUCCUAGCCCAUUGCGGUGGGCCACCCCGCACGCCCACCUCCUCGGGCUUCUGCCCAGCCCCAGCUGAGGAACAAGCCAGUGGGGCCCCUUCUCUUCCUCAUUUUGGAAACUUUUCCUCCUCCAUUAAACAUGGGAAACUGAGGCCCCUGAAAGUUUGGGGAGGGGGGGUAUCAGGCAGGGAGGGGCAGAGGCAAAUCACCGAUGGAGAGGGGAGGGGACAAGGCCACACUCUCACUGUCUCUCCCUUCUCUGCAUCCAGCUCUUCUCUGCAUGCUGAGGGCUGAAUUGGGAUCUCAGCCUGCCCGAAUCCUUCCCCAUCUGGGACAGGUUUCUAGGAGGUCGCUGUAGUCCGUGUGGCACCUUUGUGAAAAUCAGAAAACGGGGACCUUCCUGUGGGCUGCUGCAGCCCUGAGCCGGGGCAUGUGGCCUGGCUGGUGCAGUGUGGACUGGAUUUUAGGCUCAUUUGCUCCUUUAGCCAACUUGAGUGGUCUGCAACCUGCUCAACCUCUGGAGCUGUUGUCCCCCUCUGACCUCUGCCUGCCUUCUCGUUCCUCAUUCCCUGCCCACUGGGCAUGGCAGCUGGGGGUGAGAGGCUGGUGGGUGCCUCUUAUCCUGGGCAGGCUGACGCCAUGUCUCUCCCACUAGUCGAUGGGCACAUGAACAGGCUGCAGAGGGCUCCAGGUUCUAGGCUCCUGGCUGAGAAGGGAGGACCCCGGCCUGGCCGUAACCUUCCUUGCCCCCUCGUCUUGUUGGAUGCCGUUGCCCAGGGGUAGCCCUUCGGUAUGGGCUGGGGGAUAGGGUUGGUCUUCUGCCAGGGUCUCUAAGGACAGGUUUGCAGCUACCCUCUCUGACUUGUUCCCCACAAUUUGUGCUGUCAGGGCCUGGGCUGAUUGUCAGAGCCUGUGGCAUUACCUGGGAUGGGCCAAGGAGCUGGGUAGGGGUAUGUGGUUUCCCUGGGCUAAGACCAGCCUUUUUCCUUAUUUUUAUUUAUUUGGUUUGUGGGUUUGGGUUUUUGUUUGUUUGUUUGUAGGUGAGUUCCCAUCCCCUGGGCCCCUAGAAAAGCUGCCCUUGUGUGUGGGCUACCUGGGAGAGGGUGCGGCUGAGGCAGUCAUCACUCAAUAUCUUCCUCUGACUCCAGCCACAAAGCUCAUAGCCAGGCCUGCCCACCAAGAAUUGCAACUUCAUAAGGAGGUACCAAAUUGGGAGACUUUUUGGCAAACAGUGUCUAUUUACAGAGAGGCAGACUGAGCCUUCUUAGUGCCCUGGGGCUGGUGGUCACCCAGAGCCACAGAGCGCCCUUCCUCCCAGGUCAGAGCUCAGUUAUCAUGGUUGGCUCAGGCACAUCAGGUGGCCCAGGAGGUCCCUCCUCCAUAAGGACAUCAAACUUCCAGGAGGGCCAGGGUUCCCAGCAUGGGCCAGGAACAGGAGAGGGGGACUUUCUCAUGGCGGGGCAGGGAGCUCAUUUGUAGGGAAGGCUCUCCACCCUUGGAGAAUGAGCAGGCAGGGACUGCCUCUUGCACUUCCAGGUUCUCAUUCUGAGUUCUGGGGAGGGAGCGCCCAUCUGCUCUGAGCUUGGUCCUCUCAGCUCUGCCUGCCCUGGCCUCUCCCAGUCCUCUGCCCCAUCAGAUGGCUUUUUGUUUUUGUUUUGCAUCCAUCAGAGCCUGCUCCUCCGUGUGGCAGGCAGGGCAUGCAUUUUAGUCGUGACCACUGACCAGCUAUGUGGCCCUGGCCAAGUCAUAGCUGCCUGGAGCCACAGCUUCCACUUCUAUAAAAUGGUGGUUUGGGGAGGGAGGAGCAGGCUUUCUGUGAGACACUCGGGAGUUCUUCAGUGAGGACUGCCGUGGGGUGGUAUACCAGGACCUCGGGCUGGGCCUUUGUGCUGCCCUUGCAGUGGGCUUAUGGGGAAGCCACCGUUCCGCUAUGGGUCUCUACUCUCCAGUCACUGAAAAUGGGAGAACUUUUCUGUGGGAGGAAGCAGGUGGGGGGCUGGCUAGCGGGCCCCCUCAGCCAGGGAUCCCAGAGGCCAAGGGUUUGGGAGAGGAAACCAUCAUCCCAUUACCUCUGUCAGUGCAGGGGUGGCUGCUGCUGCCCUUGUGCACUCAGGUCGCUGUGAUUGUGAAUAAAGGUGAUUUCGUACCA